GCCCGCCCCACUCACGCGAUGGGCUCCGAGGCGGCUCAGCUGUUGGAGGCUGCUGACUUCGCGGCUCGCAAGCACCAAUGGCAGCGGCGGAAGGACCCCGAAGGGACCCCCUACAUCAAUCACCCUAUCGGUGUGGCUCGUAUCCUGACCCACGAGGCAGGAAUCUCUGACAUUGUGGUGUUACAGGCAGCCCUGCUCCAUGACACGGUGGAGGACACAGACACCACCCUGGAUGAGGUGGAGCUGCACUUUGGGGCACAAGUGCGGCGUCUGGUGGAGGAGGUAACAGAUGACAAGACUCUGCCCAAGCUGGAGAGAAAGCGGCUGCAGGUGGAGCAGGCACCCCACAGCAGCCCCGGGGCUAAACUGGUGAAGCUGGCAGACAAGCUGUACAAUCUGAGGGACCUGAAUCGCUGCACCCCAGAGGGAUGGUCCGAACACCGAGUCCAGGAAUACUUCGAGUGGGCAGCACAGGUGGUGAAGGGGCUUCAGGGGACAAACCAACAGCUGGAAGACGCUCUAAAGCAGCUGUUUAAGGAGCGGGGGCUGACACUCUGAGCAGUACUUGGAGCCAUCCAGUGGCACAGACUCCAUCCUUGCCCAGGCCAGAGAAGAUUCAUACUUCAGCCUUUUGGUGCCUCCCGAGCUUCCUCCCUGGUUCACUCAGCCCAGAUAUUAGAGACCAGAUACACGUGUCCUUUCUCACUCUGAAGAUCUGCCAACUAAGCUGAGCUCCAGAUUGUGGGAUGAUGCGCGCCAUCCAUUUCUAAUGCAUUCACUGCCCUUCUUCAGGCCUUGGGUCUGAUUGCAUGGUGGGAUCUCUGGCCCCUCAGGGACUUGGGCUUAUAUAUAAACGCUAGUUCAAAAGUCAUUAUGCAAAAUAAAACAUUUGGAUAAA
Messenger RNA from Eubalaena glacialis (North Atlantic right whale), 898 nucleotides. RefSeq names its product HD domain containing 3 (gene HDDC3). The transcript has 4 exons. NCBI's taxonomy places the organism in Eukaryota, Metazoa, Chordata, Mammalia, Artiodactyla, Balaenidae. Gene Ontology annotation, molecular function: guanosine-3',5'-bis(diphosphate) 3'-diphosphatase activity. The coding region runs from base 19 to 558 and encodes 179 amino acids. The record is from RefSeq and is a predicted model, not a curated record.